Messenger RNA from Sipha flava (yellow sugarcane aphid), 1944 nucleotides. RefSeq names its product calnexin (gene Cnx99A). The transcript has 10 exons. Gene Ontology annotation, cellular component: endoplasmic reticulum; endoplasmic reticulum membrane. Gene Ontology annotation, molecular function: calcium ion binding. Gene Ontology annotation, biological process: protein folding. The coding region runs from base 145 to 1851 and encodes 568 amino acids. The record is from RefSeq and is a predicted model, not a curated record. NCBI's taxonomy places the organism in Eukaryota, Metazoa, Arthropoda, Insecta, Hemiptera, Aphididae.
UUUCUGUCUUGUCAUUUUCUGCUGCCGAAACCUCUGCAGAUUAUUAAAUACUGGAUCGUGGUAUUACGUAGAUUUUCUCAUUAUCAUUUAAGUUUAUUAUAGAAUACUAGUGGAAUAUUGGCCAUACAGUUGUAAUUCUGGUGCAUGUUUUCAACCCUAGAGCAGAUAUCAAUGGCAAAAAUUAAACUACUGGUGUACACGGCAGUGUUACUGUUACAUUUAGCAUUUGGUGAAGACCAAGGAGCGAGUGACGUGACUGUUGAAACAGUGCCUUAUAUCAGCCCAUCACCAAGUAAAGUAGGCGUGUACUUGGCUGAACAUUUUGACGAUUCUUCGUUGUUGGGUAAAAAAUGGAUCAUAUCUAAUUCAAAAAAACCGGAUGUCGAUGAAGAAUUGUCUCAGUAUGAUGGUAAAUGGAGUAUUGAAGAAUUAGAAAGAUUCCCACUAAAAAGAGAUAAAGGUCUAGUUUUAGUAUCAGAAAGUCGUCAUGCUGCUAUUUCUUCCAAACUCGAUAAGCCAUUUAAGUUUGACAGUGAAAAAACUUUAGUAAUUCAGUAUGAAGUAGCAUUCCAAAAGCCUCAUACUUGUGGCGGAGCGUAUUUGAAAUUGCUUACUGAAGGUCCUGCUAUUAAUGAUUUAACUCAGUUCAACGAUAAAACUCCAUAUUCUAUUAUGUUUGGUCCAGAUAAAUGUGGACCAACUUCCAAAGUACAUUUUAUUAUAAGACAUAAAAAUCCAAAGAACAAUUCAAUCACUGAAAAACAUUGUUUGAAAUUAAAAACCGAAGAAACAAUAUUCAGUGAUCAUCAGCCUCAUUUGUUUACUUUAGUCAUUAAACCUGACAAUUCUUAUUCAUUUUUCCUAGACCAAGAAUUGCAAUAUGAAGGGGAUUUAUUAUCUGAUGAUGAUUUUAGUCCACCAAUAAAUCCACCAAAAGAAAUAGUUGAUAAAAAUGAUGUAAAGCCUGAAGAUUGGGAUGAAAGAGCAAAAAUCCCUGAUGAGAAUGCUGUUAAACCAGAAGAUUGGGAUGAAAGUGAACCUGAAAAUAUACCCGAUGAAUCUUCUUCGAUGCCAGAAGAUUGGUUAGAAAAUGAACCUACUCAUGUACCUGAUUCAGCAGCAGUUAAACCUACCGAUUGGGAUAAUGAUAUGGAUGGAGAAUGGGAACCGCCUUUGAUUAAUAAUCCAAAAUGUGAAGAUCGUUCAGGAUGUGGACCUUGGUCUAGACCAUUAAUGAAAAAUCCCAAGUACAAAGGCAAAUGGAAGCAGCCAUUAAUAGACAAUCCAAACUAUCGUGGCAAAUGGACUCCUCGGCUCAUACACAAUCCUGAUUACUAUUAUGAUAAAACUCCACUUAAGUCUUCACCUAUUGGUGCUGUUGGUUUUGAAUUAUGGUCUAUUUCAGAUAAAAUUUAUUUUGAUAAUAUUAUAAUAACUGAUGAUGAAUCACAUGCUGAAAAAUGGUCAGAAAAUACAUGGUCAUUGAAAAAGAAAAAUUUAUCACACGAAUCGGAAAGUGUAUUUGGAGCUGUAAUUAGAUACACCAAUGAAAACCCAUGGUUAUGGGCUGUAUAUGUAGUUGUUAUUGCUGUAACUGUUGUACUUGUAGUUAUAUCCUGCUGCACCUCAUCUAAAGAAAAACCUGUAGAUGAAUCAAGAAAAAAAACUGAUGAACCAGUACCAGAUGUAGAAGAAGCUUCUGAUGAAGAACCAACAGCAGAUACUAAAGAUGAAGAAGUUGAUGGUAAAAGUGCUGAUGACGAGGAAGAAAAUGUUGAUGCAGAGGCUGAUCAAGUUAGUGAAGAUCAAGUGCCAUCCUCUCCGAGAAAGCGCAGAACAAGAAAAGACUGAAUCUUCUUGUGAAUUCUUCUUUCCCUGGUAGCAUCUUUUGUUGUAUUCCUACACUUGUGUAUUUUGUUUUUAUUAUUAUAAUUUUUUUUUUUU